AUGAAAUUAUUAUUGACAAGAGCAGCCGGUGUUACCACAUCAAAAUCUAUCACAAGUUCACUUGUAUCCAAACGCUUACACUCGACUGGCUUGGUGGCCGCCAUGUUGCCCGCUAGUCAAUCACGUUUACGAUUAGAAGAAGAUCGUUACUGUCAGAAUCUGAGUACCCCUAUCAAGCAACCUUAUCAAGGCGUAUUGAAAGCAUUAGCUAAAAAGACAGAAUCUGAUUUCCGAAAUGCACACAUGAUGGUGAGUGAGACACAGGGAAAGUUGUUGCAUCAAUUGGUAUCCAUCCUGAGACCAGCAAAUGUGUUGGAGAUCGGUGGGUUUACUGGUUAUUCGGCUAUUGCGAUGGCCUCGGCAUUAGCACCCAAAGCGAAACUCUUGUCGCUUGAGCUUGAUCCCAAACACAUUGAAGUGGCUGAGCAAUUUGUCAAUCAAGCUCAAUUGCAAGACAAAAUUCUGUUCAAGCAAGGUCCUGCAUUGGAUAGUUUGAGUUACUUGGGCCAGGAGAAUCCAGCCAGUACCCAAUAUGAUUUGAUCUUUUUGGAUGCUGAUAAAGCAGGUUACAUCCAGUACUUUGAUUCAAUUAUGGAGCAUGAUUUGCUUUCGGAUCGGGGCAUCAUCCUUGUUGACAAUGUCUUAUUCUUUGGUCAUGUUCACACCCAAGCUGCAGAUUAUGUCAGCCAGGCACCCAAUAAGGACAGCAGUAAUGGUGAAGAAGGCACCAGAAACUUGAGAAAGACGGCUUUAAAAGUACAUCACUUCAACCAACAUGUUGCCAAGGAUCCUCGCGUCGAGUCUGUCAUGUUGCCUGUGUUUGAUGGCUUGACAAUUAUCAGAAAGAAAGUAUAA
Mucor velutinosus is the source of this 855-nucleotide messenger RNA. RefSeq names its product Protein kinase domain-containing protein. The record is from RefSeq and is a predicted model, not a curated record. Bases 1 to 855 code for a protein of 284 amino acids. NCBI's taxonomy places the organism in Eukaryota, Fungi, Mucoromycota, Mucoromycetes, Mucorales, Mucoraceae. Gene Ontology annotation, molecular function: O-methyltransferase activity; S-adenosylmethionine-dependent methyltransferase activity. The transcript has 4 exons.